CCUUGACCACCAUCACUUGCUUUGCUCGCAACACCAACAAGCUAUAUAACACAACACAGCUUUACACUAUAGCUAUACACCAUGUCAGCUAACAGCGAAGAUGUCGCAUCCUUCAUGGCGAUCACCGGUACCUCCGAUGGCGAUGCCCGGAAAUACUUGAGCAGAUACCCUGAUGUUCAGGGUGCCGUCUCAAUGUUCUUUGCUGAACAAGCCGGAGAAGCCCCCGAAGAGAUGGACACCGAGCAGGACGAGCGAGAACCUCCUGUCAACACCGCUGCUACGGGUACCAGCACGCCUUCUCAAGCGGCUGGAGCCUAUACUUUGAGUGGACAGCCUGUAGGAGCCUUGCCAUCCGGAUGGGGUGCCGGAGGUUCCUCAGGAGGACCAAGCAUCGGAAGGGUCGGCCAAAGUAGCUCGGGACCUGCCACGAAGAGCAAGAGUUCGUCGAAGUUUGCUACCCUGGGUAGCCUGGGGAACUCGGCGGCCAACUCUGACGACGAGGAUGAGGUGAAGAAGCAAGCCGAGCUCUACGCUGGUGGACAAGGUGGAAGCGGAAUGGCUAUCCAAGGACCUGACGGACCUGGUGGUAGGGUCGUCCCGGGCCAGGGUGUCGUACAAGACAUCUUGAAGCGUGCUCGAGACGGCGGCGCGGCUGCCCUCGGAGGACUCAAGGGAUCCGAUGGCAAAACUUCCGGCUUUUUCGGUGGAGGAGGGAUGACGCUUGGCUCAGAUGAAGCUCCUUCCGUUGCCGUGCCCGACCCGUCCUCCCGGCCCUCUGGAUCGAGAUCUCCUCCUGCGAACCGUCCUCGUGGCCUGAUGGCUUCUCUAGGUUUCGGUGGACCGUCGGAAGAGGAAGACGAGGAAGAGGAAGAGUUUGACGACGACGACGUGCAGAUCAGGAAUUUGACCUUUUGGAGAGAAGGGUUCAGUAUCGAGGAUGGACCGUUGAUGACUUACGACGAUCCCCAUAACAAGGAGAUUUUGGAGGCGAUCAAGUCUGGACGGGCACCACUGUCAUUGCUGAAUGUCAAGAACGGACAGGCAGUUGAAGUUCGAGUCGCUGAGCGCAUGACCGAGAACUACCGACCUGCGCCUCCCAAGCCUAUGCAGGCGUUUGACGGAUCCGGUCAGAGGCUCGGCGCACCGGCUCCUCAGGUCAUCCAGGGCUCGACCACUGCCGCAAUCAACAAUCUCCCUAGCAGCUUUGCUGCCGCUGCCAGCGGUGCCAGUGCAAGAAACAUUGUGCCCACGUUCGAGGUCGACCAGAGCAAGCCCGUGACAUCUGUACAGAUCAGGUUGGCAGACGGCUCCAAGCAAACCGUCAAGCUCAACUUGACUCAUACUGUCGGCGAUUUACGAGGCCUCGUGUCGGCUGCCCAAACGGAUCGACGACAAUUUGUCCUGCAGACCACGUUCCCCACCAAGGUCCUCGAGGAUGACUCGCAGACUGUUGAAGCUGCCGGUCUCAAGAACGCUGUCGUAGUCCAGCGUUGGGCCUAGACGUUUUUUUUCCUAACGAGUGUCGGUAGACAUGAAUGAGGCUGUGUUUCCAGUUCUAUGAGAC
This is a messenger RNA of Filobasidium floriforme, 1564 nucleotides long. RefSeq lists its product as uncharacterized. The transcript has 10 exons. Gene Ontology annotation, biological process: Golgi organization; membrane fusion; proteasome-mediated ubiquitin-dependent protein catabolic process. NCBI's taxonomy places the organism in Eukaryota, Fungi, Basidiomycota, Tremellomycetes, Filobasidiales, Filobasidiaceae. Gene Ontology annotation, molecular function: ubiquitin binding. Gene Ontology annotation, cellular component: cytosol; nucleus. Bases 82 to 1500 code for a protein of 472 amino acids. The record is from RefSeq and is a predicted model, not a curated record.